GUUCCUCCUGCCGUGUUUGCAGGACAUGGUUCGUCGGGGGGAGAUUCUGGACGAAACCAUGGAGGACGAGUUCUACCUUCGGCGUCUGGACGCCGGGCUGUUUGUUCUUCAGCUGCUGUGCUAUAUUAUGGUGGAGAUCAGCAACUCAGGAGUCUCUCAGCUUCAGCAGCGGGUUCAUCAAAUUCUUAAUAUAAGGGGAGGCUCUGUCAAAGUGGUACGCCACAUCAUGAGAGAAUACGCAGAGAGCAUUGGAGAUGGAAAGAGCGAGGAGUUCAAAGAAGCUGAGCGGAAGAGGAUCAUGGACCUUGCGGACAACUUUUAAUCUUUCUUUCCCACACAGACGGAGAAACCCAUCCAGGCAGACAGAUUAGUUACAUUCCAGACAGGUGAAGCCAAACUUUACUAAAACAGAAAAGAAAAAAUAAUCAAAAAUGUCCUGUAAAGAAUUGAAGUAGGGGUAGCUUUUCUCUUUUUGCCUCAAUCUCUCACACUGAAACUGAAUAUAUGCAAUCCGUCUGCUUAAAUAAAUAAUCAUUGAUUAAAUUGUUUGCUCAGACAACUAGCUCGACCGAAACAGAAAACCAACAUGAUUACAUCUCCUCCCCCAUUUAACCUGUUUGUUUUUUUGAAUUUAGCUGUAAACUAUUUUCUAAUAAAACACUUGGUAUUAAA
Messenger RNA from Cyprinodon tularosa, 672 nucleotides. Its product is annotated as beta-catenin-like protein 1. The transcript is spliced from 3 exons. Lineage: Eukaryota; Metazoa; Chordata; Actinopteri; Cyprinodontiformes; Cyprinodontidae. Gene Ontology annotation, cellular component: spliceosomal complex. The record is from RefSeq and is a predicted model, not a curated record. The coding region runs from base 26 to 322 and encodes 98 amino acids.